This is a messenger RNA of Fusarium graminearum PH-1, 324 nucleotides long. RefSeq lists its product as uncharacterized. The transcript has a single exon. Lineage: Eukaryota; Fungi; Ascomycota; Sordariomycetes; Hypocreales; Nectriaceae. The coding region runs from base 1 to 324 and encodes 107 amino acids. The record is from RefSeq and is a predicted model, not a curated record.
AUGAUGUUGAGCUUUGAAUUACCCUCUGAACUUAACCACAAGAUGAGCCUAUCCUUAUCUGUACCUCAAUAUGCCAAGCAGUACAUAGACCUGUCCCCGCCUCAAAAAUGGUUACACAAGCCCGAAUACGAACAUCUAUGCAACUGCAUGAUAACAUAUGACCUCUACCUUUAUGCAGCGGCUAAGUUAGACUCUACCAUUGGCUGGAUCAAGUGGUAUGUAGCUCCGAAGAGCAAUACUGAUAAAUGUGAUACAGAAUAUCAUGUCUUAUUAGAGCGGAUAAAACAGAUUCAGAUAUCAACUGAUAUCAUAGAAAGUACAUGA